Meira miltonrushii is the source of this 513-nucleotide messenger RNA. RefSeq lists its product as uncharacterized. The transcript has 2 exons. NCBI's taxonomy places the organism in Eukaryota, Fungi, Basidiomycota, Exobasidiomycetes, Exobasidiales, Brachybasidiaceae. The record is from RefSeq and is a predicted model, not a curated record. Bases 1 to 513 code for a protein of 170 amino acids.
AUGGCUGAAGGAAAAGGAAAGGCUAGACAGCAGAACGAAGGGAUCGACAGUACUGAAAAGAGAACAGAGAAUGGCGAAGAUCAAAAUCGGACUACUUCCCAAUCCGAAGACACAACCACAACAUACGCACAACCUGUUAAACCGAUAACGAUGUGGCAAGCUCCCCAAUCUUUAUUACAUCCAACAGCACCACCACUUAAACAAGUUUCACAAGAACGUAAAGAAACGUAUUUUAGACGGGUUGCAAUGCCUGAACGAUAUGAAGGUCCACCUCCGGCAAGAUGGCAAAGGAGAAUGCAAGUUGCCGGUGGAAUAUUUAGUGCUGUUGUGGGCGUUUAUAUCGUUUUAUUUCAUGAUUAUGGACCAAGAGAACAUGUAUUUUCACCAAUCCGCAGACUUGUCGGAACGAAAUCAUUCAGCGUCUUUCAAUUAUCCGAUGAAGAGAAAGUAUGGGCUCAACAGAGACGAGCAUCGCAAAGCAACAAUACAGACGGAACAAAAAGAAUGGUUUAA